This is a messenger RNA of Electrophorus electricus (electric eel), 8277 nucleotides long. RefSeq names its product dedicator of cytokinesis 4b (gene dock4b). Gene Ontology annotation, cellular component: cytoplasm; plasma membrane. Gene Ontology annotation, biological process: small GTPase-mediated signal transduction; cell chemotaxis. Gene Ontology annotation, molecular function: small GTPase binding; guanyl-nucleotide exchange factor activity; GTPase activator activity. The record is from RefSeq and is a predicted model, not a curated record. NCBI's taxonomy places the organism in Eukaryota, Metazoa, Chordata, Actinopteri, Gymnotiformes, Gymnotidae.
UCUGAACAAUGACUCUCAGCAAAGGAUAAGAAGCCACUAGAAUGCGUAAUUUAACACGAAUUCUCAGUAUUGUGCGUUUUUCCUUGCGUGGUUUUUCAAUGCACUAACCAUAAACAUGUGGAUACCUACAGAAUACGAGAAAUACGGAGUCGUAUUGGCCAGUUUUCGGGGGAUGGUGCAGCACGGCCUGCCGCUGGAGAUCGGCGACACCGUGCAGAUCCUGGAGAAAUGUGAAGGCUGGUACAGAGGCUUCGUCCAUAAGAACCCUAAUGCCAAAGGGAUUUUCCCAAGCAGCUAUAUUCAUUUGAAAAUUGCUCAUAUCAAGAACAAAGGGCAGUUUGAGACGGUUGUACCCACAGAGGACUCGGUUAUCACAGAGAUGACAGCCACGCUUCGGGAGUGGGGCACCAUGUGGAAGCAGCUCUACGUGAAGAAUGAGGGAGAUCUAUUCCACAGGCUGUGGCAUGUGAUGAAUGAGAUCUUGGAUCUACGACGGCAGGUGCUUGUGGGUCACCUGACCCAUGACCGCAUGAGGGAUGUUAAGCAGCAUAUCACUGCACGCCUAGACUGGGGCAAUGAGCAACUGGGUCUGGACCUGGUCCCCAGAAAUGAGUUCAGCAUGGUAGAUCCUGAUGAAACCAGCAUCACUGAGCUCUAUAGACUGAUGGAACAUCGGCACCGUAAAAAGGAAUCGUCGGUCCCAGCCAGCACGCAUCACCUGUUUGUCCACAUGAAGAGCCUUAUGAGCUCCAACCUGGGCGAAGAACUGGAUGUCUUCUUCUAUAUCUACGACAGUAGAGAGAGCCAGCCCCUCAGUGAAAGGUUCUUUGUGAAGCUGAACAAGAAUGGAGUGCCCAAGUCUUCAGAGAAGACAGAGAGACACUGCACACUCUUCGUGGACCUGGGGAGCAGUGACCUGAGGAAAGACGUAUAUAUUGUUGUUCACAUAAUUAGAAUUGGACGCAUGGGCGCUGGCGAGAAGAAGAACACAUGCAGUGUACAGUAUAGACGCCCAUUUGGCUGCGCGGUGGUCAGCAUCGCUGAUCUGCUCACCCCAGACUCAAAAGAUGACCAUCUCCUGAAGGUCUACACCUGCAAUACAGAAAGCGACUGGAAUCAGAUCCAUGACAACAUCAUUAAAAAAGUGAACUCCCGAUAUAAUCUCUCCGGAUCCAACACAGGCCUGUCAGUGGCUCUGCAUUUGCUGCAUGGGGACAUUGAACAGCUGCGGAGGGAGUACAUGGCCAUUUUCACACGCGGAGUGUCCAUCACCAGGAAGCUGGGCUUCUCGGACGUCAUCAUGCCAGGUGAAAUGAGGAAUGAUCUUUACAUCAUGUUGGAUAAGGGAGAAUUUGAGAAGGGCGGGAAGACCGUAGCCAGGAAUGUGGAGAUCACCGUUUAUGCACUGGAUGCGGAUGGACAGAUUCUCAGGGGCUACGUAGCAGCAGGCUCUGGAGAACCAGGCGAGGAUGAGUACCACUCCUUCGUGCUGUACCACAACAAUAGCCCUCGGUGGGCGGAGCAGAUCAAGCUGCCCAUCCCGGUGGACGUGUUCCAUGGCUCCCACGUCCGCUUCGAGUUCCGCCACUGCUCUACAAAAGACAAGGGGGAGAAGAAACUCUUUGGCUUCUCCUUCGUUCCCCUGAUGCAGGAGGAUGGGCGCACUCUUCCUGAUGGCACGCACGAGCUCAUUGUGCACAAGUGCGAAGAGAACACAAACCUUCAUGACUGUGCACGCUACCUCAAACUCCCCUACUCCAAAGCCAACCUGCCCGGAAACAGCCAAACCAUGAAGGGCACCAAGGAGUCACUCUGGAUCACUUCCUUCCUCUGCUCCACAAAACUCACUCAGAAUGGUGACAUGCUGGACCUGCUGAAAUGGAGAGCACACCCCGAGCGCAUCAGUGACUGUCUGUCUAAACUGAAGGAGAUCGAUGGUUCUGAGAUAGUCAAGUUUUUACAGGAUACACUGGACACGCUCUUUGGCAUCCUAGAUGAGAACUCUCAGAGACACAGCCUCAAAGUUUUUGAUUGCCUUGUGCACAUCAUAAACCUGCUCCAGGACAGCAAGUUUCAGCACUUUAAGCCAGUCAUGGACACGUAUAUUGAGAGCCACUUUGCUGGGGCUUUGUCAUACAGAGAUCUGAUAAAGGUGCUGAAGUGGUACAUGGACCGCAUCAUUGAAGCGGAACACCAGGAGCACAUCCAGCAGGUCCUCAAGGCGACGGAGUACAUCUUCAAGUACAUCAUCCAGUCCCGGCGGUUGUUUGCGCUGGCCACCGGCGGCCAGAACGAGGAGGAGUUCCGCUGCUGCAUGCACGAGCUCUUCAUGUCCAUCCGAUUCUUCCUAUCGCAGGAGAGCAAGGGUCCGGGCCCCAUCUCGCACACAAAGGCGGUGUUUCUGCAGAUGUUUCCUGCUGUUUAUGGGGAACUGCUGAAGCUGUUCACAGUGAGAGAGGUGGCCACAUUUGUGAGUGAGACGCUGGGCGGGCUGCCGUCAGCCUCUCGAGCAGACUGCCCCCUGGAGGCCGUCAAGCUGCACUGCAUCGCCAAGACUGUGGAGAGUCAGCUAUACACGAACACUGAGUCGAGGUGCAUCCUGCUGCCCGUGGUCCUGCGUUUGGUACAGACUCAUAUGCAGGAGCAGAGAGAUGUGGUGAUGUGUGCAAAUAUCCUCACCAUCAUGCUGUCCCUCAUCAGGAGAGAUGACACGGAGCCAGCUGUGUCCGAGGAGGUCGACCUGAUAGUGGAGAGCAUGCUGGCCGUGUUACUCAGCACCAUACUGGAGAUCUCCAACCGUCCCCAGUCCACUGGAGGGACCAUACGGCCACAGUAUCAGGACGUGACGGGGGAAUUUGUGGCCUGUCUACUGACUCUGCUGAAGCAGAUGAGAGACAAACACUACCAGCAGCUCCUCCAGAAAUUCACCAGCAAAGACGAACUGAGGGAUUUUCUGCUUCAGAUUUUCACCGUGUUCCGGAUCCUCAUCCGGCCAGAGAUGUUCCCUAAGGACUGGACAGUAAUGCGUCUCGUCACCAAUAAUGUCAUCAUCACCACUGUGCUCUACCUGUCAGACGCACUGAGGAAGAACUUUCUCAACGACAAGUUUGAUUAUAAGGUGUGGGACUCCUACUUCUAUCUGUCUGUCAUCUUCAUCAACCAGCCCUGCCUGCAACUUGAAACCUUCUCUCCUUCCAAACGCAAGAAAAUUCUAGAAAAGUAUGGUGAUAUGAGGGUAAUGAUGGGCUGUGAAAUCUUCAGUAUGUGGCAGAAUUUGGGAGAACACAAAUUUAACUUCAUCCCUGCCAUGAUCGGCCCUUUUCUGGAGGUCACGCUGGUUCCUCAGCCGGAUCUGAGGAAUGUCAUGAUUCCCAUCUUUCACGACAUGAUGGAUUGGGAGCAACGCCGCAGCGGCAACUUCAAGCAGGUGGAAGCGAGACUCAUAGACAAGUUGGACAGUCUGAUGUCGGAGGGAAAAGGUGAUGAGACGUACCGGGAACUCUUCAACAGCAUAAUUCCUCUGUUCGGUCCGUACCCUAGUCUUCUAAAGAAGAUAGAGAGAGAAACAUGGAGAGAAAGUGGAAUCUCGCUCAUUGCCACGGUAACGCGUCUGAUGGAAAGACUGCUGGACUACAGGGAUUGUAUGAAGCUCGGGGAAGUCGAUGGGAAGAAGAUUGGCUGUACUGUCAGUCUGCUGAACUUCUAUAAAAUGGAACUUAAUAAGGAAGAGAUGUACAUCCGUUACAUCCAUAAGCUGUAUGACCUGCACUCAAAAGCCCAGAACUACACAGAGGCUGCUUACACACUGAUGCUGUAUGACGAGCUGCUGGAGUGGUCAGAGCGGCCACUGCGGGAGUUCCUGAAUUACCCCAUGCAGAACGAGUGGCAGAGGAAAGAACACGUGCACCUCACCAUCAUCCAGAACUUUGACCGUGGCAAGUGUUGGGAGAACGGCAUCUUGCUGUGCAGAGAGCUGGCUGAUCAGUACGAAGCUUACUAUGAUUACCGGAACUUGAGCAAAAUGAGGAUGAUGGAGGCCUCCCUGUAUGAUAAAAUCAUGGACCAGCAAAGACUGGAGCCUGAGUUCUUCAGAGUGGGGUUUUAUGGAAAGAAGUUCCCCUUUUUUUUAAGGAAUAAGGAGUUUGUGUGUCGUGGUCAUGACUAUGAGCGCUUGGAGGCUUUUCAGCAGCGCAUGCUCAAUGAAUUCCCACAUGCCAUUGCCAUGCAGCAUGCCAACCAGCCUGACCAGAGCAUCUACCAGGCUGAAGCCCAGUACCUCCAGAUCUAUGCCGUGACACCCGUACCAGACAGCCAGGACGUCCUCCAGAGGGAUGGUGUUCCGGACAACAUCAAGAGCUAUUACAAGGUCAACCACAUCUGGAGGUUCCGCUAUGACCGUCCCUUCCACAAGGGCACCAAGGACAAGGAGAAUGAGUUUAAGAGUCUGUGGGUGGAGAGGACCACACUGACCCUGGUACAGAGCCUUCCGGGCAUCUCCCGCUGGUUCGAAGUGGAGAAGCGUGAACUGGUGGAGGUGAGCCCACUGGAGAAUGCCAUCGAGGUGCUGGAGAACAAGAACCUGCAGCUGCGCACUCUCAUCGCCCAGUGCCAGACCCGGCAGAUGUCCAACAUCAACCCGCUCACCAUGUGCCUGAACGGGGUUGUAGACGCCGCCGUCAAUGGAGGCCUUGCCCGCUACCAGGAGGCAUUCUUUGUGAAAGACUAUGCGAUGAAUCACCCAGAGGAUGGAGAUAAAAUCGGACGCCUCAGAGAACUAAUGUUUGAACAGGCACACAUUCUGGAGUUUGGCCUGGCCGUCCAUGACAAAUUCGUCCCUCAGGACAUGAGACCACUGCAUAAGAAACUGGUGGAUCAGUUCCAUCUCAUGAAGUCCAGCUUGGGGAUUCAGGAGUUCCCAGCCUAUGUGCGAGCCAGCCCCGUCCACUUCACAAACGGGAGCCCACGCAUCGGACGCAACUCGGUGCCCAACAUACUAUGCCCCGAGGGAAGCCGCGUGGUGGUCCGCCACAGUCCGCUCAGCUAUCCGGCAGCAAACCGCUACUCCUCAUCCUCGCUGUCAUCACAGGCCUCCAAUGAAGUGAGCAACAUCACGGGCCAGUCAGAGAGCUCCGACGAGGUCUUCAACAUGCAGCCCAGCCCAUCUACCUCAAGCCUCAGCUCCAAUCACUCGGCCUCUCCCAACGUGAGCAGCUCCGCCCCCUCCAGCGCCAGAGGUUCACCGCAGUUGUCCGAGAAACACAAACAUGUCCGGGAGAACUCCUGCCUCUCUCCAAGGGAGAGGCCUUGCAGUGCCGUUUUCCCCAACGCCCUGGACCCCACACAGAGGACCAUUACGCAUCCAGGAGGAGACACUUCCCUCCCCCGCAGUGAUCCCAACAUCUCUGCUCCAGACAAAGUGGUCAGGCCUGCCCCGAGCAGCUGGAGUCUUGACACCCCGCUCUCCGACUCGUUCGGGAAGCUGUUGUGUCCCCCUGUACCUCCUAGGCCUCCGUACUCAGGGUCUCCUGCUAAGAGCCUGAGAUCGCAGUCGCCGGCACCGGCGUUGCGGUCCCCACAAAAGACCCAUGCUUCCCCCUUUACACCCUCGCCUACGGAGUGCCAGUCAGCAGGCCUUGUGCCCAACUCACCUGUUCUGUCCGGAAGCUACAGCAGUGGCAUCUCCUCUCUCAGCCGCUGCAGCGUCUCCGACGCCUCAGGCACCGAGGCCCCUGCUGUUGACCACGCCUUCCCAACCUCCAUCUCCAGCGGUUCGGAUGAGCUUAUUCGCCGUGAGAACAAGACCCCACCUCCUUACAGUGUGUAUGAGCGCAACAACCCCCGGCGGCCGGUGCUGCUUCCCCACAGCCUCUCCAUCCCCCCGCCCAGUGCAGAUGCCCCGCCCAUCCCACCAAAGCCUCACCAGCUCCGCGGUGGCAAGCCAGAGGUGGACCCGCGGCGGGUUGAACAACUCCCUCGACCAAGACCCCUCCCCAGGAAGGUCUCUCAGCUCUAGAGCUGCUGGGUGCAAGCCCCACCCUGACCACUUGCACUUUCUCCCCCUCUCUGUUUGGGCCAGUAAACCCAAAUAUCCAGUUUAAUAGUGGAGGAGGGACAUUGCAGGGGUAUGACUGCUUCUGUCUGCACUUUUAGAUUUGAGAAUGGAAGGUUCCCAUGUCAAAAUGUGUACACGAUCACUCGAGUGCCAGGGCAUUUUCUUAGUGUGAUGGGUAGAUCUGCCAAUUCCAUUAAGUGUAAAUAUUGAUAUGAGACUUACGUUUUGCCUUAAAUAUUGAAAACAGAGUCUUGUAUCGAUGGAUAUUGCACGUUUUUUUAAGUACAUUGUACUUUUUUUAAUGGCUUAAAGGUGCUAGUCGCCACAAUUCCUGUAUUCAUGCAGCCACUGGAUAAUGACCACAUGGAUAUCAUGCAGUACAUAUUUUCAUAGAAAUGGAUUGUGCUUUUUAGGUGCCAAAUUCACCACUUUCUCUCAUCCAACAACAGGGGUAUUUUUUUCAGCAGGUCUUUGAUGUCAGAGGCCAUAAUCCUUUUUUUUGGCACACGAAAGAAAAGAAUUGAAAUCUGUUUGCACACAUUAACCUCCCUCUAUACCGUAGUCUUAUCUGACAGUUAUCUAUUAACAUGGUAAAACAUCACUUGCUUGGCCUGUAUGGGCGUUUCAGAGCUCCAUGGUUUGCAUGAUUUUGGCAGGAUGCCAUUCAGUGCUAGAACCCGUCUCUGUUGAACUCCUCAUUCGCCUGCCCGAUUCUGAUGGAUGACAAUUCAGAACUCCAGCCCGUCCCUGCUGAUAAAUCCUUGCGUUAUUUUGCCAAGUCUGGUGCCAAAGGAAUGUUGAUGCUCUAUGGAACUGAAUAUUCCAAACCUGUCGAUACUGAAGGAGGAUGCAAAAAAGGGAAAAGUCACACACCACAUAUUUGGCUUAAGAAGGAUAUCUAUUGCCAGAUUUUGUGUGCCGUUGUUUUACGGUUGGUUUUCUGAAGGUCAGUAAAGAUGAAGCACAAAUGAGUUAGUGAGCAGCAUAACUACCUACAAGCCGACAGGCUGGAGCCCAUGCUACCCCACAGGAGAUGCGCGGGGAAAGCAGCCGAAGGCGGAAGUGUCCUUCCCAGGAGCAUGGCAGAAAGAUGCCUAAUAACAUGCAGAAUACAGUGACUGUGAAACUCCUUCAGAAACUCCUGGAGCCAUUACAGAAAGGCCACUCCUGUUUAGAUGCCAACCUGCCAAUCAGAAGUGUCUCACCCAUAAAUAUGCCAGUUGUCACAUCACACCGUCACAUGUCAGUAGAAAUUAUAGGUUCAUUUGAAGGGUUCGAACACAGUGCUCCAUAGUGAGUGUGUGACAAUAUAUCAGUAUAAUCAUCUAGCUCUACUGUUAAACAAACGAUUCAACAAUAACACAUGACUAUUUGUGCAACCUAAUUAAAUCAUCCAUGAAAAAAAAGCACCAAUAUUUAGUUCAAGUAUAGCCUGUUUUCAGUUUUCUGUUUGUCAUUUGGUUGAUGAUAAAAAUCUACAUUUAACAUGCAAUUUAGAUUCAAUUUGUUCAACUCUUAUUUCAUUCAUGUGUCAUUGCACAAUUACAGUACUGUUCAUUUAAUAUUGUCACAGCCCUACUUAACAGUGAUAAUGAAUUGUGUUUUUACUAUUUUUUUUGCAUUGCAUUUUUAUUUGUGAUGCAUAAACAUUCAUAUACAUGCUCUAAACUAUGGGCUGGUAGACCUUUUAUUUAGCAGUAUGCAUCUAUACUGUCUGUGUUGGCGAUGUUAAUGAAAUGAUGUGGUAUCAAACCUUCAGUUGUGCCCUUCGGAUGAUGUUUUGCCAGAAUAAACAACAGAAGACCAGAUAUUGUUUUGUAAACAUUUAGUGAAAAAUAUUGAUCACCUCAUUCAGUGCUAUGAUUCUGUUUCUGAAAUAUUGAGUAUUAUAUACCUUAUAUACCUUUUUUGUAAAUUACAAAUCCAGAAUUGGAUUUAUUGAGUUUUGAAUGAUCAUAUCACAAGAAUCAGUACUUGAGAAAUUGUAAAUUAUGAUGAUGAAAUUGUUGUAAGUAUGCCAAAUACCUUGUCUAUUGUACAUAUUGUGUUUUUAACAGUGUAGCUAUAACAAAUUUACAGCUUUGAAUGUGGGAGCAGUAAAUUAUAAAUGUUAAAUAUUUAUGUUUUGGGGGAGUGUAGAGAGAAUAAGGUCAAGUUGGAAGGAGUCUAACACAUGUACUUUACAUAAUGACUUGCUGUGUAAUAAAAGGUUUUCAGCAAGCCUA